CUAUAGGUCUCCUUCUUGAGCAGGGAGUUUUGACCGUAAAAACCUCCAGUGUCCCUUCCAACUCUAUUAUUCUGUGUCCUGUGACAGACAGAAGACUGCCAGUUGAGAGGGAGGCCAAGAAAAGGAGAGACAGGAGCUGCUGCAAUUAAGGUCUGGGUUCAUUCCAGUCCCACAACUUCCACAGCUUCAGGCUUUGCCAGCGCCCAGAGGCCAAGGGUUCCUGGGAGAGGCCACAUGUCCUAUGAGGAAGUUCACCAAGAAGGGGAGACCAGCAUCAGAUGAAAAAACUUCCUAACACCCCUGGGUCUCCAGUUCCAUUGUCUGAGGGGGGGGGGGGACGGGGGCUACUUUUCUCACAUGACUAGCUCUGAUCCUUGCCAUUGGCUCAAGUGCUGCAGGGAGGGGUACUCUUCCGCCCCUUCCUCAUUUUUGGAGGGGGAAAAGCUUAGGGUACCUCUGCUUGCUGCAUAAGGUGGUCCAAACAGGAUUGCCCCAAAACCUGCCUGGAAGUCUUGCCAGUUUUACUUCCCUGCCUCUCCUAAAGGCCUUCAGGGCAGCUGUCCUGUGUUUGUGGUCCAUUAUGUCCUCCCUGGCCAGCCCAAGACCACAUCAACAGAAACACAAGCUUUGGAUCCUGGGCCCUCUGCCUCUGUCCCUCCACUGCAGCAGCUGACAACUAGCACAAUAAAACAGUAGUCAGGAAACCACAAUUAUUAUUAUUAUUAUUAUUAUUAUUAUUAUUAUUAUUUCUAAAAAGGAUAAAAACAAAGCACAGCCGUAGUAAAAGGACUGAUUCCUGAAGGGCUCCUUGGAUGUCCGCCCACGUCUGCCCUCCUGUCUUAGCAUGCCCAGGUGGAGCUUACUUCUGUCCCGAGACUGGAAGGCCUUCCAUUCCAUUCCAUGACUCUCCCCAUCCAGGCACGGUCAAGACUUCCUGCCCAUCUCUGUCCCAGGGAGCCUCUGGCUGAGAUUCAUGCUGACAGAUGGCCUCUGCAGUGGCUUCACUCAGAUUUGGGGUUGGGUGGGCAGAAUAGCUGACUCCAACCACAGCAGACAGCGUAGACCAGCACAGUUGCUCAUACUGAAGACCCCGCGCCACCCAUCAAGCUGGCCAAGAGUAACCAAUGCGGUGCCAGUCUCAGGCCCAGGUCUGACCUCUGACUGAGAGUGAUCCAGGGCCCCCAUAACUGCCACCUCAUAGGGGUGCCUCUUCUGGUUGGGGUAAGCGCAGAGACUUUUCCAUGUUUUUGCAUUAAACGCUCGAAGAAGUUAGACUUUGCCACCAGCCUUGGCUGCCUCACUCUGAAGAAUUCUUUAAAAAUGGUCUUUCUAGUGGCUUCAAUUAUCCAUUCCUCUCAGCCUCUCUUCUCUUUCCAUUCGGCCCCAGUUCUGGUCACCCGUUAAAAUCAGGGCCUGGCGUUAAAAAGCUUCCUCCCUUCCUUUGUCGAUCCUUUCACCCAGUCAGAGCCUCCCUCCACAAGAGAGAGUUUCAGGGUGUCAAACCACAAAGGUGGCUUUAACACUCUUCUGUUUACAACAUUAUCCUAUUGUGCCAGGGGUGGGUUGCUCAUGGUUUUACUCCCUCUUCACAACCUGCGCGCCUGCGUUGUUCAAUGUAAAUUGUUCUUUGCGCAGAAAAAUCUACAGUGAACUGCGCACGCACAGUCCCUAAAAACCAAUAUGGCGGUGACCCAGCGGCAGUGGGAAUUACAGAUUAUAUUUAUCUAUUCUAGUUAUAGAUGACUUUUUGGCUGUUAGGAGGCCAUGUCCAGAAUAUCAAUUUCUCCCCUCCAAGUCUGUUUUUUAACAGAAAGCUACACCUUUCUAGUCUUCAAAAAAGAAGUCAUUUAUAAAUAAAAGAGUGGCUGUUGAAAGAAAUUUUUGUACACAGCAUUUGGCCAAGCAACAAACGAAAAAAUUGAAGUUUCCCUAGAAGAAUCCCAAAAUUUCAGAGUGAGAUGGGCGACAGAUAAAUUUAAUAAAUAAACGCUUACAAUCCAAAUCCAGGGCACAGAGGAGCUACGGGCCCAGGGGCAUCGUGCCCUCCCUUCCCUUCCAAGGAAAUGCUGAGCAGUCCAACGCAGCUGAUGGGUCGGCCUUGGAGUCCCCUGCCUGACCUGGGACUUGUGGGGCCACCUCCCCCCUUCUCAGGACAGCCCUACAAAGGGCUCCGUGAAACAACAGGCGCCAGCGCUCCCUUGCCCAGGCCUGCUCGCCUCUUCGCUGUCCCGCCACUUUUUCUACCAUCUCUUGUUCUAAGGUUGAACCUCCAGGGCCCCAGAAGUAACUGAGCCUCCCCAAAUGGCAACACAGCAUCUCACAGAGGCUGGAACAGAACAGCUGCAGCUUUUCUUUUGCAUCUCCCAGAGAAAUAGCUUUGCAAGCCCUUGGACACCCUUGGUGGGCUGAAACCAAGUCAUCACAUGGAACGCCUCCUCCCUCAGAUAGUUGCUAAUGAAACUCAAUGAAGAGGUGAGGGUAUCCAAAGGAGCACGUUCUUACACGCAACGCUGUGUGUACACAAAUCAUUUAACUAUGACUAGUUGUGCAAGUCACUGGUCUGGAUCACACAAGAGGCCAACCAUAAAAUGGGGUGGUCAACACAGGGACCCCAUGUGGACAGUCCGUGUAGCCCGGCAGACAGUCUGUGGCAUUCAGGCCCUCGGUGGCUGCUGCCCACAUUCAGAACUAGGCUCCAUUAUGGCUUCAAGCGUUGCGAAGACAGGCCUCUAAUUUCACACACACACACAAUGCUGGAGGCUAAGCUCCGGUCCCUUGGGGUGGGUUUCUGGAACCUGACAUGGUCUGCCAUCUUCUUGGGCCAAUACUAAAUUUUGAGCAGCGUGCUGUGGCUUACUCAACAAAUUGAGUGCAGCCUCAGUAAAGCUAAUGCAGUUUUAAUUUAAUGUUAAUUUGAAUUAUGCUCACUCAACAAACAAGGUAUUGCUAAGACGAACACCAACAUUCAUUUAAUUUACUUUAAAUUUGGUUUAAUUAAUUCAACGCAAUCAUGGGGCUAUUGUCUACAUUUUGCCCUUUAGCCACAUUAGGAAUCUCUGUGGCAGCAAAUUUUGGAAGAAUUCCUGGGGGCGAGAGAGCAAUUUGUGAGAAACUGAUCCUGAGAAGCUGAUUCUUCUCCUCCCCCUUGAAGUCCAGGAACUCCUGUAGCUGCCAAGUGGAUUCCCAGAAGACUCUCCAAAUGGAAGCAGGGAGCUCAAGGCAACCAGGUUAGCGAAAUCUGAUCCUGAGAGCCCAUUUGCUCCUCACUAACAUCCCACCCAGAAAGAGGAAUCCGGGGAGAGGAGAGGAUGAAAACCAAAAUGAAGGAUGGCCAUGAAUCUCAACACGCAGUAGAAGCCUCUAGAAGCAUCAGGUUCUUUCCCACCAAACGCCAUUUGGCCUUCCACCUUUCUCUUCUCACUCAUGACAAUUUAUUCAGAUUUUCACCUGGCUCGUAAUUGUGCAUAUUGGGCCCAGGGGUGUCAGUCGAGUGAUCAAAAGAGCACUAAAAUUCCUUAUCUGAAGGGUUUUUCAAUAAAAGUGGCAAACCUCUAUGCUGAAAUAAGAUGGAAAAAUGUAUGUCUGAUAAAUCAUUUAUAACUGUACAGAGUUUAUGAAUCCUUCAAUUAACCAACAUGAGGUUGCCACAGAUGACACAAGGUCGGACAGAAGAUUCAAAAAGAUCUGGGCAGCCUCAAAGAUUGGCCCGAAACAAACGGGAUGGAAUUUAACAGCAGAAAUUCUUCACAGGGACAGGAAAAAGAAAGGCACAAGAUGUGGGGAAAGUUGGCUUGGCAGGAGAAGGAGGGAAAGGGAUCCGAGCCAGCCGCGGGAGGGAGGCAGCCGCCACAAGGGCAAAUCUUGCAGUGCCUCAACUGGAGCACAGGAAGUUACUAUUCCGCCCUGGCCAGGCGCCAGGGAGAGCAUUGUGGGUCCAAUUCUGGGCGCCAGAAGGGAUAGCGGUGAGCUGGAAUUCGGGGGUGGGCUAAUAGGGCGGAGGAGAUUCACUUAAAAGGUGGGGGGGGGCAUGUUUGGCCUACAGAACCGAGGACUGCAAUGCAAGAGCAGCCUCUCCAUGCCACACAGAAGACGGAAUGGACUUACUGUGUAUCCCGCAGCCAGAACUGCUAGAUUAAAAUUGCAAAGGAGGAGAUGGACUUCCUGAGUUCGCAAGCGAUGGAGCCAUGGAGCAGGCUACUUCCAGAGGUGGUCAAGUAGGCAGGACAAAAAGUUACCAAAGCUCCGCUGACCUGUUUUUCUCUCUUGCAGGGCCUGCCAAGGCGACUACCAUGGAAAGGCUGCUCCUGAUCCAGCUUCUGAUGGUGGGGAGCACCGUAGCUCAGGUGGAGUCCUGCCCCUUUCACUGCGUCUGCCAAAACCUCUCCGACUCGCUUAGCACCCUCUGUGCCAACAAGGGGCUCCUCUUUAUUCCAGUCAACAUCGACCGGCGGACGGUGGAGCUGCGCCUGGCUGACAAUUUCAUCCGGGUGGUGGAAGCCCCAGACUUUCUGAACAUGACGGGCCUCGUGGAUCUCACCCUCUCGCGGAACACCAUCGACACCCUCCGGCCCUUUGCGUUCGGGGACCUGGAGAGCCUCCGCUCGCUCCACCUGGACAGCAACCGGCUGAUGGAGAUCAGGGAGGAGGCUCUCCGGGGAAUGCUGAACCUCCAGCAUCUCAUCCUGAGCAACAAUCAGCUGGUCAACAUCUCUGGGGCUGCUUUUGAUGACUUCCUCUCUACUUUGGAAGACCUGGAUCUGUCCUACAACAACCUGCGCCGCGUCCCUUGGGAGGGCAUCCAAGGCAUGCUUUGCCUGCACACCCUGAACCUGGAUCACAACCUGAUUGACUUCAUUAUGGAAGGAACUUUUGAUGAACUCUAUAAACUCUCCCGGCUGGACAUGACCUCCAAUCGUCUUUCCACACUGCCCCCCGACCCACUGUUUGCCCGCUCCCAGAUCGGGGCCAUCAGCCCAACCCCUUACAUGGCCACCAUAAUGCUCAGCUUCGGAGGAAAUCCUUUGCACUGCAACUGUGAGUUGCUGUGGCUGCGGCGUUUGGCGCGAGAGGAUGACAUGGAGACCUGUGCUUCUCCCCAACACGUGGCUGGCCGCUAUUUCUGGUCUGUGCCUGAGGAGGACUUCACCUGCGAGCCCCCUCUCAUCACCCGGCACACCCACAAGCUCUGGAUCUUGGAAGGCCAAAGGGCCACCCUGAGGUGCAGAGCCCUCGGAGACCCUGAGCCGGUCAUCCACUGGGUCUCCCCUGAUGACAAAAUCAUCGCCAACUCCUCCAGGACCGUAUCAUUCCGCAAUGGCACCCUCGACCUUUUGGUGACCACCAUCCGCGAUGAUGGGGCCUACACCUGCAUUGCCAUCAAUGCUGCUGGGGAGUCAACAGCCACUGUGGACCUCAAAAUCAUCCCCUUGCCUCACCGAGGGAACGGCAGCAUCACGGUGCUGCAGCAGGAUCCAGGAUCCUCCGACAUUGCCACCUCGGCCAAGAACUCCGCCAACGCCACCCAGGAGGCUUCCGAAAAGAGAGUGGAGGUGCUGGGGGUGACUGCCACGUCAGCCCUGGUGCGCUGGCAGGCAGAUAAGUCGACCUACGUGGCCUGGAUGUAUCAGAUCCAGUACAACUGCACUGCGGACGAUGCCCUUGUUUACAGGAUCAUCCCCGCCAGCAGCCAGGACUUCCUUCUUAAGCACCUUGUGCCCAGCAUGGAUUACGACCUGUGUGUCUUAGCCAUCUUUGACGACCUGGCCACCUCGCUGGCAGCCACCCACUUGCUGGGCUGUGCCCAGUUUACCACGCAGGAAGCCUACCCAGACUGCCAUUCGCUGCACGUCCACUUCCUGGGGGGCGCCCUGACAGUGACGGUGGGCGGCAUCAUCGUGGCUUCCUUGCUGGUCUUCACAGGAGUCAUGAUGGUGAAGUACAAAGUCUGUGGCAGCGUCCACGGGAGCCUGCCCAGGGUCAGCAAUGUGCACUCACAAACCAAUGGCGGACACCCAAACGGCCUCCUGCCCCAGCGGACAUCCCCUGCGGAGUGCCAGCACGGGCAGGCCAAGAGUGCAGAGCGCCGGAUGGGAGGUGCUAGGCGGGGCGCCCUGGUUUCGGCCAAAGCCAGGCGCAGCAACUCCCUGGACAUGGGAGACGCCUCCUCCAGCGCCUGCUACAGCUAUGCCAAGCGCCUAAGCUUCAUGUGGGCCAAGCGCAGCCAGUCAGUCCACGGGAGGCUGGCGCAGGGCACGCCCCUUGAAGACAGCACCAGCACGCAACCCGGGCCCUUCCUUAACGUGGAUAAAUUGGAGGAAAGCGUAGUAUAGCCCUCAUGGGGGAGGACUGGCGUCCUACCCCUGAAGCAUCUGGGACAGCAACUCCCAAUGGGGAGGCCCAUGGAGGGCGGAUCCUGGCCUCACUUCAGUUGGUUGAGCCAAGCCUCCCAGGUAGAGGCCAGCCCUGCUGACCAGGCCGUGCUUUGCCCAGAGCAGAGCCCCCGAGCCAGCCAGGCUCAGGGCGAGACCUCCUGCAAGCUGGGGAGGGAGAGGGAGAGAAAGAGAGAGAGAGGGAGAGAGGGAGGGAGAGAGAGAGGGGGGAGGGAGGCUUGGAAACAGCUUUUUCUUCUGCAUUUUGCAGCUGACUAAUUGAGAUGCAAAGAGUGACCUGGAUUCAAGAAUCAAUUAUUUUGAAGAGGAAAGAAGACAACUUUUAAAGGAAAAAGAGUUUCCAAAAGAGAGCAAGAACAUGCUAUUCAAUAAGUCUAAGUCAUCAAGGAUUUAAAGACAAAAGGGUUAAUACAGAACUAUUUCAGGCAAGACUGGAUGUUGUCUGUGUUAAAACAGAGGUGUGAAGGCUGGGGGUUGGGGUUGGGGAAUUCAUGUUAAAGGCAAAAUCUGUAUGUGGCAUUUAAUGACCUCUAUAAAUGUCCAUAUGUGCGUCUCUUUUGGCAUAAACGUUACUCCUGGUGUGCAAUGGGGAGGGGGUUCACUCUGCAGAAAAGGGAGGGAGGGAGGGAGGGAGGGAAGGAAGCCAGGCAGCUGAGGGCAGCCCCCCUCCCCCAAACCCCAACUCUGAUCCACAAAGAAGGCAAAAAUUGCUAAGUCGACCUUUGCAAUCCCAUUAAUUGAAGUAAUGCCAAGUGCCAGGAAAACGAGAAGAUCCAGGCAGUUCAAAUGGCUGCAAAGAUUGGUUUCUAGUUCAAACUCUCAACAAGAAUCUGGCCAACUAACGGUCAAAGCAAACUGGCGAACUCAGGGUGAGCAGGACUUGGUUCUCUUGUGGGCACAAAGAGACUCGAGACUGAUGACUCGCUUGACCCCUUCCUCCCUUCAGCUCAGCCUGCUCAUCUCCUACAAGUAACUUCUAAAAGGGAAUUUGCCCUGAAAGGUGAAAUCCCACCUUGGGUGCAGAUGUUUACUGCCUGGUGGGGCAGCGCUACUGUGGGUGACCCAGGGUCUCUCAAAGUUUGCCUGGAGAAGUGGAAUAUUUCAAACUAGGUCAGCUCUCUAGCCUGAAUAACUUUGUUGUCCCUUUCAAAGGCGUUGCAUUCUCCAAGAGCGACAGGUUCAGGAAUGAGGCUAACAAAAUGCCCUUCUGGCCCUUCCAGACUGCGGGCAUCGCCCACUGCUCCUGCCAAGGGGAUCUGGAGGGCAGGGAUCAGUGGCAGCCCCGGAAGGAGGAGCCCCUGUCCUCUGCGCAUGACCAAAUGGGCAAGCCAGAGGGACCUUAUUUCAGAAGGGGUAAACAGUCUACUGCCCUCUCUACCCGGUGGAGAUGGCAAGCAGGCCAGAGGGGACGCUUGGGGAGGCUGAAAGAAGCGAUAGGAGGUGGGGGAGGGGGACCUGACCCUCUGCACAAGGAAGACUCGCGUUCCCUGUUUUUCUUCACCCCAGAGCUCAGUCGGCCGAUGCACAAUCAAGCAAGACAGAGGAGGCUUGAGAGCCCCGAGACAUGUGGCUCUCCAGGAGCCCAAGUGGAGCCAGAGCCUCCCCCACCAAGCGUCUGCUUGAGCCGGCCACAAGCUGUGGGGAAGAAGAGCCCCAGUGGCAGGCAUGGGGCACAGCUCUCCAGAAGGCGGACAUCCCACAAGACUCAGACCAUCAGGAGAAGGCUGGGGAGCCUGGCCUUUCAGGGACGGGGCUGCAGCAGGCAUACAGCCGCCCCCUUUGGAAGAGGAGGGAGGGAGGUAGGGUGGCAGGAGGGCAUGCACAGAGCCCGCCCCCGCCCUGGAGGGGCCAUCUCUGUGGCUGAGCUGGGCAAAGACAGUUCGAGCCAUGGCAGGAUCGACCUGGCCCCAAGCUAAGCUGCAUCAUUCAAAAUCUCUGGGCCCAGCAGGAAGCACCUCUGGGAGGAGGACAGCCUAGAGACCAGAGCAAGAGAUGAAGCCGAGGAAGCUCAGCUCCGGGUGGGCCUCCGGGGCCCACCAUGAGACUCACUGAGAGCCUGGAGGGGCAAAGCAAAGAUAAGAGCCGAGGUG
Messenger RNA from Thamnophis elegans (Western terrestrial garter snake), 8479 nucleotides. It is a transcript of the gene LRFN4, whose product is annotated as leucine rich repeat and fibronectin type III domain containing 4. Bases 4185 to 6329 code for a protein of 714 amino acids. Gene Ontology annotation, molecular function: protein binding. The transcript has 2 exons. Lineage: Eukaryota; Metazoa; Chordata; Lepidosauria; Squamata; Natricidae. The record is from RefSeq and is a predicted model, not a curated record.